Molecule: messenger RNA, 969 nt
Organism: Coccidioides posadasii C735 delta SOWgp
Lineage: Eukaryota; Fungi; Ascomycota; Eurotiomycetes; Onygenales; Onygenaceae
Source: RefSeq, a predicted model, not a curated record
AUCAACUGAUAGUUCAGAAAGAAGUAUUCGUUCGCAUCUACGUGCCCUCAUCAAUCGCCAUAUCCCAAGUUUCUUUCUCACCCACCAAGAGACGCAACCAUGCCACCCACCCGCCGCCGCUCUGGCAACCCCGCCUCCACCAGACACCAACAGACCCUCUCUUUCGGCACAAAAUCACGCAUCUCAAAGCCCACAUCUGGCCCAUCCUCCAAACACCUCAAAGACAUCUCCUCUCCCUCACCGACCGCUGAACCUGAACUCCCCGGCCGCAAGGGCGUCUCGAAGAGCCCAUCGCCAGCCGCGCCCACCCUCGUCGCGGACGUCGCCAAACAGGAAGUGGUCGUACCCGCACAGCCUAUCGCAGCAUCAUCAAAAUCCGAGAAUGUCGUUCGCGAGCAAGCCCGCGUGCAACUCCAAGCACCCAAGUCAGCCGAGGAUAAAAAGGCGGAGGCGUUGACGGAGGAGGAUAUACGGCGGUAUUGGGAGGCGGAGGAGGCGAAGAUGAGCGCGCCCAGAGUGCACCAAGAAGGUCUAAGCAUACACGAGAAGAUCCUCCGACAUUUCGAUUUAUCAAAUCAAUACGGGCCUUGCAUCGGUAUUGCAAGAAUAAAACGCUGGCGCCGAGCGCACACGUUGGAUCUGAAUCCACCUAUAGAAGUCCUUGCCGUGCUACUCAAGGACGAAGCGCGAGGAGUUGCCCGGGAGAAGGCAUAUAUUGACGAGUUGUUAUCGUAAACGAAUAACUGCACUUUGAAUCGACAAACCGGCGGUCACAACGGGUGAGAUGCGAUGAUUAAGGAUGCCGAAUAUUCUCUAAAUGUUCUUGAUAUUUGCUUUCGAGCUGGGCGGGUUGGAGUUCGGUGUUUCUGGAUCCCAGUUUGAUGGCGUAGUUGUAUACUCCGUACCUAACUAUAAUGGUGCUAUCGCUCAUGACCUAAGUCCAUAUUUGAAUGCUACCUAAGCCAUCUA